This is a messenger RNA of Chondrus crispus (carragheen), 783 nucleotides long. Its product is annotated as Clathrin light chain. Gene Ontology annotation, biological process: clathrin coat assembly; clathrin-dependent endocytosis; intracellular protein transport. The record is from RefSeq and is a predicted model, not a curated record. The transcript is spliced from 3 exons. Gene Ontology annotation, molecular function: structural molecule activity; clathrin heavy chain binding. Gene Ontology annotation, cellular component: plasma membrane; clathrin coat of trans-Golgi network vesicle; clathrin coat of coated pit. NCBI's taxonomy places the organism in Eukaryota, Rhodophyta, Florideophyceae, Gigartinales, Gigartinaceae. The coding region runs from base 1 to 783 and encodes 260 amino acids.
AUGGACAAGGUAAUGGUCGAAAAUUGUACCGCACCCAUCCGCAGACCCCCCUCCCCCCUCUUGUCAAAGGGCCCUUCUCACCAUCACCGUCAUUGCCGAGUCUUGUUUCUCGUGAAGUUCCGCCGAUUCCAACUCCACAACCUCCUCACUUCGUUGCGUUCAUCCCAACUCCAGCAUUUCGCAGAAAGAUCCCUGAAACCUUUGCGCAGCGCGCAAUCAGCACGCAAAAUGGACGAAGAUUUCUUUAAAGAUUAUCCCGCAGCCGACAACGCGGAUCCCACCCCCGCCGCGGCCAUGCCUGACUCCGGCUUUGUCCUGGGCGACGCCGAUAGCGAAGUCAACAGCCAGACCAACGGCCACGUACCGGCCGAGCCCAUGACUGCAAUCCCGAUGGGCGAAGCCGCCCCUCCCCCGCCGGAGGACGCCGAGCCCGAAUGCGCCGCUGUCACAGAGUGGCGCGCUUCCUUCGCGAAGGGUCUGGAGGAGAAGAUGGAGUUUGAGCGCGCGACGAAGGCCGAGCGCGCGGAGAAGGCUCGCCAGACGCUUGCCACGAUGCAUGCGCGAUGGGAUAAUGGGGCGAAGGAUACCGGUGAGAGGAAUGCCAAGGCAGAGAAGGAGUUUGUUAUGAAGAGGGAUGGCAUCAUUUCGAGAAUGAGCAAGCCCGGUGAGCCGCCUUCUUGGGAUAUUAUCCCGGAGCUAGUUGACAUGUCUGGUAAAUACAAGGAGGGUGCGAGGGAUACAUCGAGAAUGAGACAAGUGCUGAUGCGAAUGAAGACAAACUAG